GGUACUUUAUAAAAGAAGGUUGAGAAACACUGUCCACUUUGGAAAUCCUUUUCUUUCCUUUCCAUCUGCCAUACUAUAUACAGCAGCCAAUUCCUUGUAUUUCUUCUAGACUCGGUUAAUUUAUACUUCAUAAAAUAGAGUCGCAUUGGGAGAAGACCACAGGUUCAUCCUCUUUCACACUGGAUUGCAAACUCAUUCAAAAUGUUGGAAAAUACAUUUGGAAUGAAGAAAUACAAGUAUUAGCAGCAAGAAGCAUUCUUUCUUCACUCACGCUGGGGAUUUGUGUGUUAGAAAGCUAGGAAGAAAUUUCCAAGGAACAGUUAAGAGGGAUCCCAAAAGUUACAAAGUGAGAGUACACAAAGGCCAAUAUUUUGAGAAGUGGCCUCUGGUUUUGAGAUGUUGCUUUUCUGGCUACUUACUAUGCUUCAAGACCUUGACCCCUUUUGUAAACAUUGUCCUAAUUGUAUUCUUUUUACCUCAAUAAAAGCACUCAACUUCAGGACCUCUCCCCCACAACAGAGACAAGGGAUGAGUGGCUCAAGCCAACAAUGUGCUGGGACGCUCAGGCCUAGAAUAAGUAAUGGAAUUGGCUGAAAUGGGGUCUGUGACCGGAGUCAUUUGGACAUGUCUUUUGUUGCCUUGGAUUUUGAAAUGAUAAUGUCUUUAAGUCUAAACACCUCUCUCCUCCCUCCCCCAUCUUCCACAUUGUGUGUAUGUGUCUGUUUCCCUUCCUCCCCUCUUGUCCUCUCAGUCGGAAGGCUUUAGCUUCACUGGAAGCAAAGCAUUCGUUGAUAAGAAGUGAGUUGGUUGCCAUGAGGGAGACACUGCAGAAAUCUCACCUUGAUGGGGAGCUGAUGAAGCAAGAGAAACAUGAGCUUGCCAUGGCACUGGAGAGGGCAGAACAGUCAAUUGCUGAGUUGACAGGAGUUCAGAAUAAAGUGAAAGCUGAAAUCGCUGAUCUGCAUGAUGUGGCUGAAAAGAUGAGUUGCAUUAAUGAGGCUCUAGCUUUGGACAAAGUGCAGUUGAAUCAGCUUGUCCUUCAGUUGGAGCAGGAGAAUCAGGCUUUGUCAAGCAAAGUGGAGGACAUGAAAAGAGCAGCAACUUCUGUUCAGGAGGAGCUGAGCCUGUUACAAAGAGCAAAUGAGGAGCUCUGUACAGAGAAAACUAAUCUCGAACAGUUGCUGCAGAAUGCUGAUGUGGCACAAGAGUUGCUGCAGGCAGAGUUGAAUGUGCUGAGAGAUGAGAGAAAAGACACUCAGGAAGUGAUGAGUCAGAUGUGUCGUCAGGAGGAGUCCUCCACCACUGACUUGGAGAAAAUACGCCUGGAGUCAAGUUGCCGUGGAGAAGCACUGGCUAAAGUAUCCAGAGAAAAGGAAGCCCUGGUGCGUGAGAAGGCAGCACUGGAGGUGCGAAUAGGGGCUGUGGAACGGGACAGACAGGGCCUUUCAGAACAGCUGGCAGAGCUCAGAUCAGCAAAGGAGAUCCUGGAGUCCUGCCUAUUUGAGGCUCAUCAGCAGGUGUCUCAGCUGGAGGUAACUAGGAGUCAGCUGGAAGUCAACAUUCAGACUGUCACCCAAGCCAAAGAGGUGAUACAAGGAGAAGUGAAGUGCCUUUGUUGUGAGCUGGAAACAGAGAGAACCACAACUGAGCAAGAGCGGGAGAAGAUGGCACAACAGCUCUCAAGGAAGGAGCAGCAAUAUAAAGAUAUCCUUAGCCUUCAGCAAGCUGUGUAUGAGGAGGAAAUGAACAAACUCUUGCAACACCUGGAGAAUGAGCAGGAACGGCACCGUGCAGAACUAGAAGAGCUGUUGGAGCACUCAGCCCAAGAGAAAGCAGAGGCAGAAGGUGCUUAUGAGAAAAAGAUGUUGGAGCUGAGGCAGGAGGUAGCUACUCUGCAAUCUAAGGAAGAAGAGGAGAGAACAAGGGCUGAAAAUGCCCAGCAAGAGAUGUUACUAGAAAAAGAGAGAGAAAAGAAAUCCUUGCUGGAGGCACUGCUCCAAACACAGGGAGAGCUGACAGAUGCCUGUCAGCAGCUGGAGCAUCUCCGCCAGGAGGUGAAGAAGCAACAGAAGGAGCAGGUCACUGUGGAGGUACUGCAAAAUGAGCUCCAGGAAUCUCGGAAUAAAAUGGAGGCAGUGGAGAGCAAGCAUCUAGAGGAGGUCAAAGCCCUGAAACAGGAAAUAGACAUUCUACUUCAGCAGCAAGACACCUUGCGAAACCAGAUACAAGACCUAGUGAUCACCAAAGAUUCCUGGCAACAGAUUGGCCUGGAGACUCAGCGGAAACUGAAUGAGGUGCAAGAAUUAUCCAACCAGAAGGUACUGGAGGCUGCUCACAUCCAGAAGGUGCUAGAUAGGGAGAGGAGCCGUCGGGAGGAGGUGGAGCAUCAGAACGCAGAGCUCCAGGCCAAGCUUGGAUCCCUAAAGGGGGAGAAGAGCCUUCGAGAGGAGGCAGAGCGUCAGAACGCAGAGCUACAAGUCAUGCUUGGGGCUCUGGAGGGCGAGACGAGCCAGCGGGAGGAGGUGGAGCGUCAGAACGCAGAGCUCCAGGCCAAGCUCAGAAGCCUGGAGCAGGAGAGGAGCCAUCGGGAGGAGGCAGAAUGUCAGAUCGCAGAGCUGCAGGCCACGCUCAGAACUCUGGAGGGGGAGAGGAGCCAUCUGGAGGAGAUGGAACGUGAGAACACAGAGCUCCAGGCCACGCUCAGAACUCUGGAAGGGGAGAGGAGCGUUCGAGAGGAGGCUGAGUGUCAGAUUGCAGAGCUCCAGGCCAUGCUCAGAACUCUGGAGGGGGAGAAGAGCUGUCGGGAGGAGGCAGAGCGUCAGAUCGCAAUGCUCCAGGCCACGCUCAGAACUCUGGAGGGGGAGAGGAGCCGUUGGGAAGAGGUGGAGCGUCAGAAUGCAGAGCUCCAGGCCACGCUCAGAACUCUGGAGGGGGAGAGGAGCCGUCAGGAGGAGGCAGAGCGUCAGAUCGCAGAGCCCCAAGCCACGCUCAGAACUCUGGAGGGGGAGAGGAGCCGUCAGGAGGAGGCAGAGCGUCAGAUCGCAGAGCCCCAAGCCACGCUCAGAACUCUGGAGGGGGAGAGGAGCCGUCAGGAGGAGGCAGAGCGUCAGAUCGCAGAGCCCCAAGCCACGCUCAGAACUCUGGAGGGGGAGAGGAGCCGUCAGGAGGAGGCAGAGCGUCAGAUCGCAGAGCCCCAAGCCACGCUCAGAACUCUGGAGGGGGAGAGGAGCCGUCGGGAGGAGGCGGAGUGUCAGAAUGCAGAGCUCCAGGCCACGCUCAGAACCCUGGAAGGAGAGAAGAGCUGUCGGGAGGAGGCAGAGCGUCAGAUCGCAGAGCUCCAGGCCACACUCCGAACCCUGGAGGGAGAGAGGAGCCGUCAGGAGGAGGCAGAGCGUCAGAUCGCAGAGCUCCAGGCCACACUCCGAACCCUGGAGGGAGAGAGGAGCCGUCAGGAGGAGGCAGAGCGUCAGAUCGCAGAGCUCCAGGCCACACUCCGAACCCUGGAGGGAGAGAAGAGCCGUCGGGAGGAGGCAGAGCGUCAGAAUGCAGCGCUCCAGGCCACACUCAGAACUCUGGAGGGAGAGAAGAGCCGUCAGGAAGAGGCAGAGCGUCAGAUCGUAGCGCUCCAGGCCACGCUCAGAACUCUGGAGGGAGAGAAGAGCUGUCGGGAGGAAGCAGAGCAUCAGAUCGCAGAGCUCCAGGCGACGCUCCGAACCCUGGAGGGAGAGAAGAGCCGUCAGGAAGAGGCAGAGCGUCAGAUCGUAGCGCUCCAGGCCACGCUCCGACCCCUGGAGGGAGAGAAGAGCCGUCAGGAAGAGGCAGAGCGUCAGAUCGUAGCGCUCCAGGCCACGCUCCGACCCCUGGAGGGAGAGAAGAGCCGUCAGGAAGAGGCAGAGCGUCAGAUCGUAGCGCUCCAGGCCACGCUCCGACCCCUGGAGGGAGAGAAGAGCCGUCAGGAAGAGGCAGAGCGUCAGAUCGUAGCGCUCCAGGCCACGCUCCGACCCCUGGAGGGAGAGAAGAGCCGUCAGGAAGAGGCAGAGCGUCAGAUCGUAGCGCUCCAGGCCACGCUCCGACCCCUGGAGGGAGAGAAGAGCCGUCAGGAAGAGGCAGAGCGUCAGAUCGUAGCGCUCCAGGCCACGCUCCGACCCCUGGAGGGAGAGAAGAGCCGUCAGGAAGAGGCAGAGCGUCAGAUCGUAGCGCUCCAGGCCACGCUCCGACCCCUGGAGGGAGAGAAGAGCCGUCAGGAAGAGGCAGAGCGUCAGAUCGUAGCGCUCCAGGCCACGCUCCGACCCCUGGAGGGAGAGAAGAGCCGUCAGGAAGAGGCAGAGCGUCAGAUCGUAGCGCUCCAGGCCACGCUCCGACCCCUGGAGGGAGAGAGGAGCCGUCGGGAGGAGGCAGAGUGUCAGAUCACAGAGCUCCAGGCCACGCUCAGAGCCCUGGAGGGUGAAAGAGCCAGCCUGUCUUUAGCCCUGAAGGAAAAGGAGCUGAAACUUAGGACCCUCCAAGAGAGAGACAUUGCUCAAGAGAGUGAGAUCAUCAGCCUGCGUGCAGCCAUUCGCCAGGCUCAGCAGCUUCAUUCUGAGCACAGGGGAGAGAUUCAGGAGCUCAACACCCAGGUCCUCACACUCAGGCAAGCUCUGCUAGAGAAAGAGGCUGGCUUACUGGCCCUCGAGAAGCAGUUGUCGCAAGAUCUGGAGGAAUCACGGGCAGGCGAGCGGCAUUUGAGGAAUUUGCUGCAGACGCUAGAGACUGAGGUGUCUCAGCUGCACCUUAGACUUUGCAGCACAGAGAGCCGUGCAGAGGCACUGGCUGUGGAGUACCGCCUUGCCAGCUGUGCCCGCUGUGAAGCAGAGUCCCAGCUGGUCAGGUUGUACACUGUUCUACAGCACGCACUGCGUGGCAGCACUCUGGCAAGUGGAGACCUUGUCACAUGGUGUGCAGUGAUGUUCUUUGAGACAUGUGUCCCUGUGGGUGCUCCACUAACCACCUUUCUCCUCUCUACUUCGGGGCUGAGGCAGCCUCUGUUGUGGAGGGAAAACUGUUUUUGCACACCUGCUGUUGAGACAGAGCUGGUACAAGCAGCAGACACUGUGUAUGUAUGCGGCUGGUAUAAGUACUACUGUGGAAAUCUCUGUGCAAAGGCACAGAGAUGCAUCAGCACCUGGAGUAGAGCACUCACCGGAACACUCAGCUCCAAGAACAUUGAUUCCUGCAGAGACCAGGAUCCAGUUUGUGGGCUGACUGGCCCUGAGCCUAAGGCCCUCCUCACAGAGCUCACAGCAGAGGAAGUGGCAACAGCCCUCCGGGACCUACACCAGCACCUGAAACAGACUCUGCAGGAUCGGGAUGAUGCCAGGAACAAGGUUCAGAAGCUUGAGCAGGAGCUGAGGAAAGAGGCGGCUGAGAGGGACUGUCUCAGUGCCCGCAACCAAGAGUUGCAGAAGUGGUUGGUCCAAAACCAGGAAGAGAUGCAGAUGGCAGAAGGGAAGCAGGGCUCACUCCAGGCCACGCUGCAAGAAGAAGUCAUUGCCCUAAAGAAGGAGGUAGUGAUGUUGCGUGGAGAGGUUGCAUCCUUGGAGCGAAGCCGUGAGAGCACCGAGAAGCAUAGAAGGGAUGUUGUGCAUGAACGGGACACGCUACAAGCAGUUCAGGAGAAACUGAUGCGAGAGAUGGAUCUUCUCCAGGAAACAGUCUCUGCCUCUGAAACGCGGGCAAACAUAGCAGCAAAGAUGACCUACUCCCUAGAAAAAGAGCUACAAACAACCCUUUCUGUCCUGAAAAUGAAAAGUGAGGAAGCAGAGACACAGCAGGAGGGAAUCUUGAUAUUACAGAAGGAGGCUGCAUUUGGGAAUGCUUUGCAGGAAAAUCUGGAUCGCCUGACCAUCACCUUAAGCCAGAGAAAUGGAGAAAUGGAAGUACUGCAAGAACAGAUUAGAGAGCUAGAGCAGCAGAGAGAAAUGCAAAGAACAGCUCUAGAUCAUCUUUCUAAAGAUAUAGAGGAGAAAGACAGAAAGGUGGAAUCCCAACAAGAACAAAUUCAGAAACUAGAAGAUGAGAGGGAAAUGCAGAAGACUGCUCUAAAACAACUGACUUUAAACCUAGAGGAGAAAGUCAAGGAAAUUAAAUUCCAGGAAGAGAAAAUCCAGACUCUUGAAGAACAUGAAAGAUCACAAAUGAAAACUCUGCAGGAGGAUCUAUAUCAGAUCAAAACAGACUUGAGGGAAAAAGAUUGUGAGCUUAUGUCUUACAAGAAGGUAGCUGAAGAAUUGAAACAGGAGAAGAAGCAGGUGAAGGUUCUGCGCACAAGCCUUGAACAUAUGAAAGUAAUUCUUGGGGACAGAGAGAGUGAGGUCAAGUCGCAGAAGGAGCAGAUAAAGAUUUUGCAGCAAUAUGAAGAUCAGCGGGAGAGAGAGCUACAAGACCUGCGGGAGAAAGUAAAAGAGAUGGCCGUCACACUGACUCGGAGAAAUCAAGAAUUUGAGUUACAGCAAAAACAAAUUCAAGAUAUUAAUGAAGAGAUGGAAAUGAAACUAAAGGCUCUUUGUGAACAUCAGGAUCAAAUACAAACAACCUUAAAAGAAAAAGACAUAGAGCUGGAAUUCCAAACGCAGCAAAUACAGAAACGUAAGGAAGAAGCAGAAGGGCAGAUAAAGGUUUUACACAGAGAUUUAGAAAAUGCCAGGGUAGUACUAAAGGAGAGAGAUGGAGUGCUUAAAUCUCAGGAAGAACAGAUCUGGACACUCCAAAAGCAGGAAAGAGAAAUUAAGCAACAAGUCAAAACUCUUGACUAUCUUGAAGCAGUGUUAAGGGAACGAGAGAAAGAAAUUGAAUCACCACAAAAGCAAUAUGAGGAGCACAAGACAGAGGAGGAGAAGCAGGCAACAGACAGGCAAGCAAAUCUUCAAGAAACACAGGUGACUCCGAGGGAGAAAGAGAGGGAAAUAGAAGCCCUUGAGGAGGGAAUCCAUAAGCUUCAGCAGCACAAGGAAGAUGCAGUGACACAGACUAAGGCUGUCUUGAAGACACUUGAAUAUACCAAAUCUUGUCUACAAGCCCAUUACCAGGAGAUAGAGUCUUUGCAAAGGCAUGUCAAGGAGCUCUUAGGGCAGAAAGAGCUAGAAGAAAAGUGUGUCAAGAGCUUACAGCAGGAUCUAGACAGAAUGAGCCAAAUAGUGAAGGGGAAGGAUGUAGAGCUCCUGAAGCAGGCAGAGCAAAUUAGCAUAUACCAGCUUCAAGAAGAAAGCAUGCAGAUGGCACUAAAGUCUUACCAGAAUCAAGCAACUUGUCUAGAGGAAGUUGUAAGAGAACGAAAACGGGAGAUGGAGACUCUUAUUCAAUGGCACCAGCACCAAGACAACGAGCAGGAGACCCUGCACCAUCUCCAGCUUACAUUGGCAGAGAAGGAGGAGAGACAUCACAAAGAGGGGAAGCAUCUUCUAGAAAAAGCCAUAAACAGGAGGGAACAGGUGAUCAGAGCCCAAGAUGAGCAAAAACAGUUGGAAGAAGAGGUGGUGAAGGGUCUUCAAGAAAAUCUCCAGCAUCUUCAAGAGACACUGAUAAAAAAGGAUGAGGAGAUCAAACACCAGAGAAAGAGAGUCAGAGACCUGGAAGAGACUCUGCGGGGUAGAGAGCAGGAGCUGAGGACACAGAGUGAGGUUCUGGAGCAGCUCACCUCAACUCUCCAAAGGAGAGCUGGUGAAGGGGAGAUCCUAAAGAGUCAAACCCAAAAAUUCUUAAGAUUGGAAACAGAGGAGGCAGCCAGGAGGAAGGUUCUCCAGGAGAGAGACCAACAAUUGGAAAGGCAGGAGGUGAGGAUCCAUCAACUGGAAGAGGAGAGGAAAGUGAUGGAUCAAGAGUUGGAGCAUAUGAUGGCUGUUCUGAAGCAGACUGAGAGUGUGGAGAUAGAAUGGAGGGAGAAAGCACAAUCCUUGUCUCUGUGCCUGGCCCAGAGCAAAGCAGCUGGUAGAACUCUGAAGGAAGAAAUGGCUGUCCUACAGAGCAUGGUGUCAGAGCGGGAUAGAGAUCGGCUUCAUCUUCAGGAGCAGCUUGCUUCAGCUCUCAAAGACCUAGAGGAGAGGGUUCCAAACAAGGCUCUGAAUGGACAUGUGGAUCUGUUGCUUAGGGACACAACAGCAAGAAAAUGGCAGGACAAGGGAAAGGAAGAGGAGCAGCUAGCAGUGGGGGCAGAGAGGAGACUUCUGCAGCAGCGCCUAGCAUGUCUACAGCGAGCUGUUGCAAGGCUGGAACAUGACAAAACUCAGCUGGAGCAGCUCAACACCCAACUCAGGAAGACUCUAGAGCAGGUGGAGUGUGAGCGCAAGAGGCUGAAGAGGGGCCAUCCUGACCCCUCACUGUCAGAUGCCUGUGAACAUCCUAUUAUUGACUCUGGGCAGAAUAAGGCUCCGACUUCAGGACAGGAGGAGGCCCGGACUUUGCGUAGGCGACUUGCUGAGUUGCAGAAGCAGGUGUCUUUCCUGCAAACACAGCUGGUGUUGGAGCGGAAGCACAAGCAGGACUACAUCAAGUGCUGUGCAAAGACCAGCCAAGAUCUGUCAGGCCUGCACCAGGAGCUCUCUCACUCCUUAGCAGCUGUGGCUAGGGAGCCCAAGGCUGCUGUUCUAGAAGCAGAAACGCGGAAGCUGGAUGAAUCCCUGAACCACAGCUUGGCCUUACUGGCUCUAGAGUGGGAUGGCCAAUCUUCUGUGAAACACACUCUGAAUUCCACACCCAGAGCAGCCCAGCAGAAUGAGUUGAGGUAGCAGGGAGGAAGUGUCUUCGAUCAACAUUCAGCUAAUGGGUCAAAGCAGGAGCAAGGUGCAAGGUCCAAUCCUAAACAUGGUUUGACAAUGCCUUUUUCUAAAAGU
Pelodiscus sinensis (Chinese soft-shelled turtle) is the source of this 8864-nucleotide messenger RNA. Lineage: Eukaryota; Metazoa; Chordata; Testudines; Trionychidae. The record is from RefSeq and is a predicted model, not a curated record.